Messenger RNA from Melitaea cinxia (Glanville fritillary), 1368 nucleotides. Its product is annotated as chymotrypsin-1-like. The coding region runs from base 5 to 838 and encodes 277 amino acids. The record is from RefSeq and is a predicted model, not a curated record. Gene Ontology annotation, molecular function: serine-type endopeptidase activity. The transcript is spliced from 6 exons. Gene Ontology annotation, biological process: proteolysis. Lineage: Eukaryota; Metazoa; Arthropoda; Insecta; Lepidoptera; Nymphalidae.
GAAGAUGUUGGGAAUAGUGUUUUGUGCGUUACUUGUUGGGAUAUUUCCUAUAAACGUAAAACCAGAGCUAUACGCCUCAGAUGCGGCUCGUGACGACUGGGAAAGGAUAGUAGGGGGCACGAAAGCCCCUAACGGCUCAGUGCCAUAUCAAGUAUCCCUACGAACGUGGGGAGUGAGACACUUUUGCGGUGCAUCACUUAUCACACCGAGAGUUAUUCUGACUGCCGCUCACUGUGUUGAUAGGUUAAAACCUGAAUACUUCAAAGCAAUAGUUGGUACAAAUCAGCUCCGAUCGGGUGGUACGGCGUAUGACAUACGUAAAGUUGUACAACAUGAGAAUUAUGACAGUGAAGAAAUUAAAAACGAUAUUGCUAUAGUGUUUACCGAAAAAGAAGUUCAGUUCAAUGAAAUUGUUGACGCUAUAGAACUAAAUGAUGAACCAGUGGAAAAGGGAGAGGAUCUGCUUCUCACAGGAUGGGGGACCACUUCUUAUCCAGGACGCCUACCCAACGAUCUGAUGCAGCUGGAACUGAAGGCGAUCAGCUAUGAAGAAUGUAAGGAAGCUCAUAAAAGUGUUAAUGCAGUCUUCGAAACGCAGCUCUGUGCGCUUACAAAGGCUGGCGAAGGAGCUUGUCAUGGUGACUCAGGCGGACCUUUAGUGAGAGAAGGGCGCCAAGUAGGAGUGGUGUCGUGGGGUGUGCCAUGCGCGAGAGGAAAACCAGACGUUUACACCAAAGUAGAAUCGUUUAUGGAUUGGAUUGAGAAGACACUUUAUGAUGACGAUAAAGAACAUCUAUUACAUCUCCACAAAAAUAGAAAAACAAAUAGACAUUAUUAAAAAAACAACGGACUUGGUGGAAAUGACAAAAAAAUGUAACACAAACAUAUAAAUCUUCGUGUAAUUUCGUGUAUGAAAUAAUUUUAAGUAUUACUAUUUAGAACAUUUAUAUAUUUUUUUAUUACAUUCUGUAGAAGGCAACGAUAUUUUAGUGCAUAGUAUAUACUAAAAAGUUAGUAAACCUAUAAUCAAUUAUAAAUAUUAUAUAAAUAUAAGACCAUUACAGUCGUGAAUGAUCUUUUUUUCUCAUCAUUAUCAUCACAGCAGCUUUUCGCAGUCCUAGUGGACAUAGGCCUCCACAAGUUCACGCCAAAAAUGGGGUGAAUUCAUGUGUUUUGCCCAUAGUCACCACGCAGGGCAGGCGGUUUAGUGACCGCAGCUUUAUUUCUCAUUAUUUGUAAAUACUUUUUUUAACGCUUCAAUAAUAAUAAUUAAUAUUUAUAAUUAAGGUGGUUGGGGAUUUACAUAUUUUAAGAUAAUACUUGUUAUUUAGUUGAGUAAUCUGAAGUUCAUUAAAUGGUAAAACACUA